This is a messenger RNA of Nasonia vitripennis (jewel wasp), 1198 nucleotides long. RefSeq names its product serine/threonine-protein kinase RIO3. Lineage: Eukaryota; Metazoa; Arthropoda; Insecta; Hymenoptera; Pteromalidae. The transcript is spliced from 4 exons. The record is from RefSeq and is a predicted model, not a curated record. Bases 354 to 1043 code for a protein of 229 amino acids.
CGCAACUUCCGUAUAACCUUGAUACAAUCAGCUGAUGAACUGAGCGCUGCAGAAGAGAAAAAACAAGUGGAAGUGGAAGGUUAUUUUAUCAUCAUCGUCGUUCAUAUAUGUAAAUAAAUAAAAUCAUUUUCGAGUAGUGAUUAAAUCUAGUCUUCUUGAAGUAUAUCGAGUGCGCGUUUUUUUCACCUGAGACAAAAACCUUCUCGUUCGCCAAGAUUUUUGAGGAUAUUUUAUACACUCGCAAACUCGUGCUGUACAUAGUACCUAAAUCGCUUAGCAAUAUAAGAGAAAUUAUUUAUUAAGAGCGUAUUUUUACGAUUUAUCAAAGUGUUCAAGUGACAAUAUUUAUAAAGAUGUCGGCUUGGGCAAAAAUACAGACGAUCGAGGAGCCAAUCAGCUUUGCUGAGAUCACAUCGGAGCAGCUUGCUCACAGUCUACAAGAGAAGGAAAUUCAGAAACAUGCAAAGACAGUAGUGAAAGAAACUCCCAAAGUUCCAGAGGAAGUUCCUGAAUUAUUUGAGAUUGAUCAGACGGAGAGCGAUGCAACCAUUGCACACAUGGUCCAAAGUGAAUUGAAUGCAGAAUAUGAUCUGAUGCUCAAACGUACUGAAAAGAAAUUUAAUGGGGAUUCAAAAGUCAAUAUUUCGUACUUAAACUAUCGAGCUGGAUUAGAAGAACCCGAAGAGCCAAGGAAUGCAGAUAUUGAUGAUGAAAAUAGAGACUUUGAUCGUUUUGUGAGUGUCGAAAAAGAGUAUGCUUCAAUACCUCGUUGUGGGUACAAAAAGAUCGGAGAUGGCGAAGCUUCUCAAAUCGUCACGAAACACGAUAUGCUUAUGACUUCCAGAAUAAACGCAUGCCGCGUUCUCGAAUUUCCGCCAGGAAUUCAAACGGGUGAUACUGGUGGAUUCGACGUGAAACUGAAUAACAAGGUGUUCAAUUCUCUGCGGCAACACAGCCAUGCACAUUGCUCCAGAGAAAAAGCCAAAGCCCAUCCAAAGCCGCAAGCGAAGAGUCAAAGCACAACGCCGAAAGCCGAGGAAUAAAAAAAGUAUAUUGCUGUUGGCUAAAUCAAACAAGAGAUAAAUUUUAUUGACGGAUGGAAAUUUGAAUUUCUAAAAAUAUAAAUGAUUAAAAUAAAAUCUUUACAGUAAAUUUUUACUGAAAAAGGGCAACAAUAAAUUUCUUUUUUUAACAAAAA